UUCUGUCGUCUCUGGAUCCCUAAAUAAUAAAUUUUAUUUACAGAAGAAAAAUGUCUGUGUGUUCUCAUGAGAGCAGAAUAAUACCGUAUGCAGUAAACGAUGAUGGGGAUCUGUAUAUGGAGUGUGGGGGUCGAAUCCAUGCAGCCUACCCCUAUACUCAAUCAACUCCUCUGCUCCCUAUCUCAGCUCCUAGAAUCCAACCUGAUCCUAUGAAAGAAGAAUGGAGACGUGAUCGUAUCGAUCCGUCCAGACGAGAGACUGAUAACUACUAUUUUAAUAACGAUCAUUAUUUGGCGGAGAAAUUGCGACGCGUAAAAAGAAGCGCUGAAAACAGGAACGUCUUGUAUAUUGAGAAAAGACGAUCUCGGAGACAGAAGAAAGAAUUCUCGUUUAAAGAGUUUAAGGAAAGAAAUAAUCUGUUUCCUGUUGAGCACUACGGGAAAGAGAACUUCUUUAAUGGUUCUUGCGUUAGGGUGACCGAAAGUCAGAUUUACUAUACAGGGAAUGAUGGAAUUUUGAACACUGGAGACUUAAGAUCAAACUCACAUGAAGAUGUCAACCCUGAGAGCAGAAAUCCUCCAAUUUUAACGGAACAAUUCUCCGCAACUGACGACAGAUUAAACUUUUCCCGGAUUUAUAGUUUAAACCUCCUGGAUAGAGGGGACGGUAGUUGCAUCACUUGUGCACGAUACAAGAAUGGUUUUGCAUAUUUUCUAAGAAACCAAGAUUCUCUGGAACAUUCAACAAGUGUUCCGUGUGGUGUGGGUGGGAUUGGUCAGUGCUUCCUUGGCACUACUCAGUCCUGUAUGCUAGAUAUCAAUUCAAACCUUUCAAUCCUAGAUUUAGAAUCCAACAAAAUAAACCGAAGGAUGUAUAUAGAUAGCGGAGUUAAACCCUACUCGUGGGGAGUUCUAGCUCAGGGUCCUGGGAACAACAAGCUCAGUAUUGGAGGCAGAAAAUCCUUCGGCAUUCUUGAUAUUAGAUCCGGAAGUGUUGAGCUAUUAAGGGAACUAGAUGAAAAAAUAUAUCUACGAGGACUAGAGUUCCACUCCAACCAUCUCUACUCCUGCUCUGAUGAGAGUGUGGGAGUAUGGGAUUUAAGAAAUCUCCGGCAGAACCUGGAGUACCCCCUGGAGUUCCAAUCCUGCAGUUUAGUUCAAGGAAUCCGGGUUCAGAAACAUCAGAACAGAUCAUGGGUCCUUGCUUCAACUAAUACUGGAGAUAUUAGUUUGGCAGUGCUGGAUUUUACUCAUGACACUUGUGAAAAUGUGUCGGCUGUCGACUCCAAAGUUAGAAUACAAUGUACUAGAUCCAAAGUUCCAGAUUUAUGUGGUCGACCUAAGGUUCUCAAGGGUUGGAGGGAUACAGUGAUAGAUGCACGUCUUGGAGCUGGAGUAUGGUUGGAAAGUUCUGUCGAGAAAAGGGCUGGGAUUGACUUCCGAGGAUUGGAUAUCCAGAGUAUACUUGGAGAACCCUGGGUCAGGUUGAUCUCCGUCAAUGCUGUAGGUGACCUGUUCUCUUCCACACUUAACCUCGAGGAUACAGAGGAUGAACUAGGCGAAAGAGGUGAAAAUGGAGAAGAAUGUAACUAUGGAGAAUAUCUAGAGAACUGGGGUAAACAAGUAUUUAAAUCUUCCAAAUUAAAGAUGAACUAUGCAAGGAAGAUCUACUACGGAAAAAAGAUAGAAGAAGAAAUGGAAGAAAAGAAAAAAGGGGGAAAAUCAAAGAAAUCAAAGAAAACAGAAGACGCCAACAGAAAUUUGAGCAGGGACUCGGCUCAAUAUUGUAUGAGACCUGUUCAACGAAAAUCCAAGACGACCUAUGGAAGCUUGAACGUUUGUCCAAACUACACAGGACCUAAGAUCAGAGCUAGUUUACCAAGUCUACGGAGCAAGAUUGACUACACUUCCUUUGAGGACGGGAUCAGUAGUAACAUUAUAAACAUCAUGAUGCCGCAUGGAUUGAAGAUAAACCAGGACAAAGGAGAAUAUCUCGACGAAGAGAACGAAUGUGAAGACGACCCUCCGAUGGAAGAGGAUCCGAACUAUGCGCUCAAAUCGUAUCUCGCUGAACUCGGAGUCUCUGAGGAUAAUGAAAAUAUUCUCAACUUUUCACGGUUUUAGGAUGUUUUUCAAUUCAUCUCUUGAAUCAUCGUUGGGCCAAUAUUCAUAAAGAGAUUAGUGAUCUGUUACGUUAAAAAAUAAAAAAAAAUUCUAAAUCUAA
Eurytemora carolleeae is the source of this 2223-nucleotide messenger RNA. RefSeq lists its product as uncharacterized. The record is from RefSeq and is a predicted model, not a curated record. Lineage: Eukaryota; Metazoa; Arthropoda; Copepoda; Calanoida; Temoridae. The transcript is spliced from 12 exons. Gene Ontology annotation, molecular function: protein binding. Bases 51 to 2123 code for a protein of 690 amino acids.